Molecule: messenger RNA, 1192 nt
Organism: Bemisia tabaci
Lineage: Eukaryota; Metazoa; Arthropoda; Insecta; Hemiptera; Aleyrodidae
Source: RefSeq, a predicted model, not a curated record
CUUGACUCGCGAUCAGCUUCCCGCGUGGUCAGGAUUCCGCGUCUGUCCGCGUCUCCGACUCCGCGCCGCGCGCCGCGCUUCCCAAACAUUCUGCAUUUUCUGCCGUUUCCGCUCCUUCUCUUUCUUUUUUUCGGCUGUGGCUUCUGUCCAGAGCCCCCGGCUAUUCCCUUGCACUCCGCCACAAGUGAAAGUCGUGCUUUACCCACCGUCGCGGAUGCCGGAAGAGUGACUAACCCCCGCUUACUCACCUGCCUUUGAGAGCGCCCGCCUUUUCGCCUUCGCGCGUCCCGUCUUGUGUCAUCGAAAUUCCCGGCAACUUUCCACGGAAUCGCCGACGAGCUUCGAGAGCUCUCUGCUUGGCUCCUCUCGCAAGGAUAAACAUUUUCGGCCAGGAGGGAAUAUUUUGCCGAUAUUGACCACUGUUUUAGAGAGGGAACAUCAUCGCGGGCUGACGCAGUUUCGAUCUGCUCCGACAACAAAGCUUUGGUAAAAGCGGGCAGCUUUUCACACUUACUACACGAUGCUAGACGGCGGUAAUUUAGAUGCCCGUGUCGGAUAGCGCCCAGGAUCACCGGCAGCCAGUCGAGGACCAUGAUUCGUCUUCAUUCGCCCAGGACCCACCUCACUCCCAGACUCUAUCUCCUCGUCCUCCUCUCCUGGAUCUGCCAUGAGGGGCUUGCGGUGGUGGACGGCGAGAGUGGUGCGGCAGGAGCUGAGCGGAGGGUGGUGUCGCGGGAGACGAACCCGAUCCGGUUCGUGCGGCUCGUGGUGCAGCGGCUCAUCUACGGGAUCGCCACCAUGAUCGGACUCCAAGACGCCGCCGAGGAGGUCGCCGACGGUGCCCUCGUCCCGCCUGGCGUCGACGACUACGGAUUCGGCCUGGACACCGACACCGGCAUCGCCGCCGACAACAAGGACUACGAGGACGACGACGACUACAAGGACGAUGACGAAGGCUACGACGACUACAUCUACUGAGUCCCUUCCAACUUGGACUUUUCACCUGGCUUUCGCUUUUUACUGCUCACACAUGGACGUGUUUCUAUCAAACAGAACUAUGUGCAGGUAAGUGUUGGGUGUGCUCUAGAGAGCUGGAUAAGAAGCAAUGUGGUCAGUGGGCGUGAUUCCUUUCGAAGAAUAGGAAAAGCGAGAUUUUAAAUUCAGCCAACAGGAACUAUGUGCCAACUGAAUG